AUGGCCAGUCAUACACCCCAGCGAUGGGGCUUGACCGAUCCGAUAUCGCCCAAACUACCUACCGAGGACGACCUCCAGCAAAAUGAAGCGUUGCUGACGGAACUCAAGGCUCAGAACAACUUCGAGAAACCUGAAGACACGGAGCGGAGAGUCAAAGUAUUGUCUCGACUUCAGCAAGUGGUCGAGGAGUUCGUGAAACAUAUCGGUCGCAUGAAGGGCGUGGCACCCUCGGUUCUUCAAAAUGCUGGAGGAAAGAUCUUCACCUUCGGGAGUUACAGGUUGGGGGUCUACUCACCUGGCUCUGAUAUCGAUACCCUUGUGGUCGUCCCAAAGCAUGUCUUCCGCGAGGAUUUCUUCGAACACUUUCCUUCGCUCCUCGAAAAGAUGUCCGAACCCGGCGCAAUCGAGGAACUCACACCGGUUCCCGAGGCGUUUGUGCCCAUCAUCAAAAUGGUGUAUUCGGGAGUCGAUAUUGACCUGAUCUUUGCUCGAUUACACAGAACCUCCAUUCUUCAGGAUAUGACGUUGAGCGACACGGAUCUACUCCGAGGCCUUGAUGAGUCCGAAUUGCGAAGCGUAAACGGAACCCGAGUAACGGACGAGCUACUUGGACUAGUCCCACAAACCAAGACUUUUCGACAGGCAUUGAGAGCGGUGAAAUUAUGGGCACAACGCCGGGGCUGUUACAGUGCGGUUGUAGGUUUCCCAGGAGGGGUUGCGUGGGCAUUGAUGGUGGCGCGAAUCUGUCAGUUGUAUCCGUAUGCAACGGCUUCGACGAUUGUCGGUCGAUUCUUCCAUCUCAUCGGAUCGUGGCCAUGGCCCAAACCGCUUCUACUAAAGGAGAUCGAAUCGGGUCCCUUACAGGUCAAAGUUUGGAAUCCCCAACAGUAUGGCGGCGACAAGCGACAUCUGAUGCCCAUCAUCACUCCAGCAUACCCCUCUAUGUGUGCCACUCAUAACGUGACCCAUUCAACGCUUCGCGUGAUUGGCCGGGAGCUUCAUCACGCCAAUAAAAUCGUUCAGCGGAUCAUGGAACGACAGGCGCCAUGGAAGGAUCUCUUCCAAAAGCACACGUUCUUCACUCAGGGAUAUAAGUAUUACCUCACCGUGGUCGCAUCCAGUCGAUCGAAGGAAGCCCAAUCCAUCUGGUCCGGUACGGUUCAGUCCAAGGUUCGUCGCCUUGUGACAGGCAUAGAGAACUUGAACAACGACAUUGACAUUGCCCACCCAUUCAACAAAAGUUUUGAUCGAGUGCAUCGAUGCCCGCCUGAUAAAGUUGAGGAAGUAUACAAAGGCAAGCUCGCAUAUCAGGUCACCGGCGUCCUGACCGAUGAACCUGAUGAUUCGAAAGACAUAAAGCAAGCUGUUGCGGCGCAGGGCGACAGCGACCUUCCCGUGACGAACGGCAACGCGGGCGGAGUGAAUGAUAAUGGAACCGUCACUGUGCAUACGACGACCUUCUACAUCGGACUGGAGUUGCACAUGUUUGACAUGGUUGUUGCAGGUUCCAAAUCUCUUGACAUCUCCGAGCCCGUCAACGACUUCAAGAGAGUGUUGAUGGAAUGGCCGCAGUACGACGAAGGAUUGUAUGAGACGAGAAUUGUGCACACCCGAAACUACGAUCUUCCUGAUGACGUGUUCGAGGAAGGCGAAAUUCGACCGACACGCGUCAAGAAGGGAAAGAUGAAUAAGAAGCGAAGCGCAUCUGAUGCCGAGACAGAGGUCGGUUGUUGUUCAUAUUUGGGCUCUUCAAACAUAUGGCUAAUACAUCCUGCAGACGGCCGACGCCAAGGCUAUGAAACGACGACAGGUGUCGAACGGAACUUCAGUGACCACGAGCACUAG
Molecule: messenger RNA, 1845 nt
Organism: Eremomyces bilateralis CBS 781.70
Lineage: Eukaryota; Fungi; Ascomycota; Dothideomycetes; Eremomycetales; Eremomycetaceae
Product: Poly(A) polymerase PAPalpha
Exons: 6
Coding region: 1-1845 (614 amino acids)
Cellular component (GO): nucleus
Molecular function (GO): poly(A) RNA polymerase activity; RNA binding
Source: RefSeq, a predicted model, not a curated record